Messenger RNA from Portunus trituberculatus (swimming crab), 3466 nucleotides. RefSeq names its product cell adhesion molecule 1-like. The transcript has 8 exons. Bases 606 to 1454 code for a protein of 282 amino acids. The record is from RefSeq and is a predicted model, not a curated record. Lineage: Eukaryota; Metazoa; Arthropoda; Malacostraca; Decapoda; Portunidae.
CAGAGGCAGUCAGUCGGUGGGAUGCCGCCGCGCUAGGCAGACGGUGACUCCCCCGCGUCUCCCAGGUCGCGGCACAACACACCUGCUGACGUCUUUCGCUCGGCCUCUCGGGGACUGGAAUGGCACGCAGCGAUCCAUGACAAUAUGAAAGGACUUAGCAGGCGGUACAGGCUUUCCCGAGUGACACGCCGAGACUUUACUACUCAGAUACCCGUUUUCUAACACACGACGUACAAGAGUGCACGUGUAACUCCUUCAGUCACCAACUGCCUUACACAAAUAUUACAAUCGAAGCUGAAUAGUGCUAAAUGAGAGUCGGGGAAGCAGGAAGCAGGCUCACCUUCUUCCUGAGUCUGGGGAGGCUCAGUGAUCGCCUCAGUCAUCGGGGGGUUAUGAGUCACUCCGCCGUGGCCGCCGGGCUGGUGGUGGUCGGUUGAGGCUGAGGGUGCUUGCCUGAGCCCGCCGCCCUCCAGCCCGCCUUGCCUCACCCAGCCCCGCCUUUCCCCGCCCCACUCCCAUCCCCAGGCUUCCGCCCUCCUUCCCUCGCCGCAGCUGGCUGAUCAACAAACCCCACGCUCACAACUUCACCAGGUGUGGGGGCGAGGAUGGACCGUCGGCUGGUGCUGCCUCUAGCCACCCUGCUGCUUCUGAGCCGGGGGGUGCGACCGUACAGCGACAAGACGGUGGAGAUCGUGGAGCUGGUGGUGCCAGAGUCCCCUAAGGUGGGCGAUGACGUGACGCUCACCUGCCGCUUCAACCUGGUGGGCAACAACCAUCGCCUCUACACCGUCAACUGGUGGCGCGGCAAGGACCAGUUCUACACCUACAAGGGCACCACGAUGGAUCGCAAGCACGCCUACUCCUUCCAGGGUAUUCAGGUGAAGGAGGAGGCGUCGACGGAGGAGUCUGUGGUCCUGCAGGACGUGUCGGAGGACACCUCUGGUCUGUACAAGUGUGAGGUGAUGGGCGAAGGUCCCUCCUUCCGCACCGCCGUCGCCAACAAGACCAUGACCGUCGUGAUCCCGCCGAGAAAGGUGGAAAUCCUGGCGCAGUCUCAGCCCGACCCGCCCGUGUACCACGUGGGCGAGACGAUACACCUCAACUGCACCGCGAUGGCCGCCAAGCCCCGCGCCACCCUCACUUGGAAGAUUGAUGAUGUGCCGGUUGAGGGUCAUCACGUCCUGCGUCUCCCUGAUUACGAGGACCAGCGGGGCCGCAUCACCUCCACUCUUAACCUGGCCUGGGACCCUCCGGCCUACUUCCGCAGCAACGUGGCCAAGGUGGUGUGCCACGCGGUGGUCGGCGGCCACACCACCAUCGCCACUAAGGACAUCUACCUCGACCCAGCCUCAAGCGCGUCACUCAAUCACCUGUACGCCUCCAAAGGAUGUCAACUUUCGACCACCUGGACCAUCCUCAGCCUGGUCUUCUUCCUCGUACGGCAUUCACCCUAGCACUGCCAGCCGCUGACUCCCAGGAAUUCGAGUACAAGUGGAAGAAAGAAUGCCACUGAAGUGUCCCGAGGAGAGAUGGAAGUACUAGAUUCUUGCACUGGAGAGCCGGACAAACCAAACUGUGUAUUGCAUAAACCGUAAAGAAAUGUGAGGACGCAAAUAUUCAAACAGGCGCUUCGAAUGAAUGUUGUCUCUACAAAUGAUGCUAAAUGAAUUCCGAAAUGAAAAGAUCAAAGUGUUGGAAAAUGUUAACGAGAAAACAAUUGUUGAAAAUUCUAAUAGUGCGUUUAUGAGAAAGGAAUUAAUGGACUGCAGUGACAGGAACUUCCUCUUCUUAUGUAUCAGCGACUAACUGAAUAAUGAGGAUGGUGAUAUGAAAGAAUGAAAUUUAAUUAACAGACGCAAAAUGCUCCAUUAUAUGCUAAGACAAUGUAAAUUAGUAUUUAAAAACAUAGAUAAAUAUUUCGCAAUGCUAGACAUCAAAAGGGAAGUUGCGAGUAUGAUCCAGGCUCACGGUAAUUACUCAGCGGGAGAAGUAGCGCUUUCUUAUGACCCUAGACGGCGCUAUUUGAUCUUGUUGUGACACCAUGACUCUUACAUGCUUUCCUCCGCAACACGUGACAGGGACGCGAAAACUGACUAGUGAAGGAAGACGGGACCUGCUUGGUGAGGGAGCAACAAAACGCUGCUUCUUCUCACCUGUCACCUGCUUCCCUACCUGCCUCACCUAUCCCGCCACAACAGGUAACCGAAACGCGCGCACACACACACACACACACACACACACACACACACACACACACACACACACACACACACACACACACACACACACACACACACACACACACACACACACACACACACACACACUAGUUAUGAAGUAAACAAUGUAAUUCCUGCAAGUAUCAACAAGAUAAAAUAGUGACAAAAAAAUAAAUCAAUAACCAUUGACUGUAUAAACUUGAAUAAAGAGACAAUCAAUAUUAAACUCAACCAUAACACAACACAAAACAACACAACACAGCACAACACAAAACAACACAACACAGCACAACACAACACAGCACAGCACAACACAACACAACACAGCACAACACAAAACACACAGCACAGCACAGCACAACACAACACAGCACAGCACAGCACAACACAACACAACACAGCGCAACACGUCAUAACACAUGCAACACGCCUGGCAAGGUCUUAGCUGAGGGAGAAAAAUUGUGAAGACAGACUAGCGCAUAAAAUGUCUCUCUGAAAAUUAAUAAUGAAAGAGAACAUUGCACUCUCUCGUGAGACGUCGAUAAUAUUAAGGUCAGUGGUGCUGUGGGAGUCUGUGAGUCGCCUGUGUGCUGUGUAUUUGACCUGCUGCUGUGUGCCUCGCGUGCUGUGUAUACUAAACCGUUGGCGUGAAGUGUGUGUAAUGGAAAGAAGAAGAAAAAUAUAGUACAGUACUCUUCCUUCCGUGCUCUCCUCAGUCUCCAGUCAGCUGAUACACUAUGAAUUCAUCAAUGGCCAAGUUUCUUAAGGAGAAUGUCAGCAGACUGGAGGAACUUAAGACAGGGGAAGGUAAAACAGCGGUAGUGAGUGCAGUUAGGCUUUCAAGACUUCUAACCAAGACUGUACCGACGUACCCACCACCCGCAGCUGCUCAAAGAAACCUAUAAACGAAAAAAAAGUAGAAAAAAAUAUAUAGAAAAGGGAAAAAAUCCAUUCUUUUAUAUUUAAAAAGAAGAAAAAACCUGGAAAAAGAGGGGAGAAAAAAGAAGGGAGAAAAUAUUAGUGGCUUAUAUAUAUCCUCAUUUCAUUUUACUUCUUUUUAAUCCAUGUAUGUUUUUUUUUCUAACUCUCAUUCAACGCAUGACGAAGACGCAGGUGAAGGAUGAGGAAGAAGAGGAAAAGAGCUUCAAACAUCCACUGUCUCGCCUGGUCAUGUCCCCCGAAGUCUGUCUCGCCCCUCCUAGCAUUACGAAUUAAAAGCCAUAGAUCAAAUAUAAAAAAUCUAUGUA